CGUCAACAAAAAGCGAGUCCCUCUACCAUAUGAGAAUAAGGAAUUCCGAAUUUCAGACAAUGGCAUCGAAUCACUUGUAGUGAUACCAGCAAUUGAUGCACAGGUCACCUUCACUGGCAUGAUGUUUUUCAUCAACCUCCCAUGGCAACAGUUCCAUGGAAACACCGAGGGACAGUGUGGAACAUGUGAUAAUAAUCGUACAGAUGAUUGUCGCCUACCAAAUGGCACGGUUAUUUCUUCCUGUGAAAAAAUGGCUACACACUGGAAUGUCAGUAAUAAUAACAGUGUGUGUCUACCACCAAAGCCUGCUCCAACACCAGCACCAUGCAAUAAACCUCCAAUCUGUCAACUAUUCAGCAUGGUCUUUAAGGACUGCCUUGACAUUAUCCCAUACGAGUAUUUUGAGGAGGCCUGCAACUACGACGUGUGCCACAUGAACAACCAGUAUAUCGGCUGUGCCAGUUUGCAGAUGUAUGCCGAAAUGUGUGCUCUGGCAGGAGUCUGCAUCGACUGGAGGCCAGCCACCAAUGGAGUGUGUGAUUACAAGUGUGACCAGCCCAAAGUGUACAAAGCUUGCGGACCUCAGAUUCCACUGACUUGUGAUUUGGGAUUCAAUACCAAAUUCAUAAGCACACCCAGUCCAUUUAGUGCUUUGGAAGGUAUGUUCUGGGAAGGCUGCUACUGUCCGGAUGGCACGAUGGAGUUGAUACCAGGCUUAAACGUGUGUGUAAACAUUUCCUGUGACUAUUGCAUCUUGCCUGAAGGACAAUUUAAACAGGCUGGAGAGACCUGGGUUUCGGACUGUAUGACCUGCACCUGUGAAGAGACUCUCAGAGUGAACUGCAUGCAUGUGCCCUGUCCUACACAAGAGCCAGUUUACUGCGAUGCAGAUAAGGGUCAGAUGAAGAUCUCACAGGCUGUGGGUUGCUGUCAGCAGGACAUUUGUGUGUGUAAUAUGAGUCUGUGUCAAAACGAGAAGCAAACUUGCCCACUUGGAUUUACACCACGUGUCGAACCUCAGGGCUGUUGUCACACCUGUGUGCCUGACAAUGUCUGUGUGUUCAAUGAUACGGUCUACAAGCCUGGUGUAGCUGUUCCUAAGGAAAAAUGUAAGCACUGUGUGUGUACAGAGAAUGAUUCCCAAACCGAACUGGGCACAAUCACAUGCAGUCCUAUUUCAUGUCAAACACAAUGUCCACUGGGAUAUGAGUACCAGCUUGUUCAAGGAGACUGCUGUGGAAAAUGUGUACAGAUCAGCUGCGUGGUUACAUCUGGAAACAUAACUCAUAUGGUCAAGCCUGGUGAUACCUGGACUCCACCUAACGACAAGUGUGUAACUUACAACUGCAUGAAAAACGGGACGCAAUACAUUCCUGAAAAGAUCCAGCAUGUUUGCCAACCCUUCUUUGAAGAUGACUGUGUUCCUGGAACAAUUGUCAUUGACAACUGCUGCCCUACCUGCACACUAAAGAAUACAAGUUGCAGCCUCUACCGGAACUCUACUUAUCUCGAGAGCAAUGGCUGCACGACUGCAAAACCAGUGGAGAUGACGGCUUGUGAAGGCUCUUGUGUCACAUCUUCCCUCUACUCAAUGGCAGCCAACACCAUCCAGCACUCAUGCUCUUGCUGUCAGGAAGUCUCCACCAGCGAGAAGAAAGCAGAGUUCGUCUGUCCAGAUGGAACCAAGUUCACCCGCACGUACAUCUACGUGGAGAAGUGCAGCUGCUACGAGAGAGAGUGCACACUGAAAGAGAUCCCGGCCUCCAAGCAGCGGCGUAGGCGUCGGUGAUCCAGCGUAGAGCGAUCUUUCAUUUUCUCUAAUCAAUGUUAAUCUAUUUAUGACUUUAUUUACACUAAUCAACUAAGAAGAGUUGUGAAGACUGAAGCAAUGUCCUCUUUUUCCCUGUAAUUUCUUUCUGAUGCUUUAAACCUAAUAAACAUCAGCAAUCAA
Clarias gariepinus (North African catfish) is the source of this 1951-nucleotide messenger RNA. RefSeq names its product intestinal mucin-like protein. Gene Ontology annotation, molecular function: protein binding. Gene Ontology annotation, cellular component: extracellular matrix. Lineage: Eukaryota; Metazoa; Chordata; Actinopteri; Siluriformes; Clariidae. The record is from RefSeq and is a predicted model, not a curated record. The transcript has 15 exons. The coding region runs from base 119 to 1789 and encodes 556 amino acids.